Messenger RNA from Ustilago hordei, 4218 nucleotides. RefSeq lists its product as uncharacterized. The transcript has a single exon. NCBI's taxonomy places the organism in Eukaryota, Fungi, Basidiomycota, Ustilaginomycetes, Ustilaginales, Ustilaginaceae. The coding region runs from base 1 to 4218 and encodes 1405 amino acids. Gene Ontology annotation, molecular function: protein binding. The record is from RefSeq and is a predicted model, not a curated record.
AUGCUCAACUCCCUCCGUCGAUCUUUCGGCAUGAGCCCGAGCUCAUCCAGCAUCCACGCUGACUACACGGCAACCAACGACGUCCCUGCUAGCGUCCUCUCCCCAUCCAACAAGCCUAACACCUUCGUCCCCAUCCGCCGUUCAAACAGCUUCACCAACUUCUUCUCCUCUUCACCUCCUUCUUCGCCGAUCAAGGAGAAUUUUGACCAGAGCCCUUCCAAAACAAUGACUUCUUCAGCCAAGGCUUCCUUUUCAGCAGCCUGCGAAGAGACAGCUCCGGACCCGGUGCUCGCCUUCCUCAUCCUGCUCGACAAGAAAGGCCGGCAGAUGGAGCGCUUUCCUAUCCAAGGCCUCAUGACCACCAUGGGUCGAUCCUUGGAGAAUGACGUUCGCUUCCUGGGCAGCGAUAUCAGCCGACACCAUUGCACAAUCGAGAUCGAGAUCGAGCAGGAGCAGAGUACAGAUGGCACCAAGGCUUUCUUGCAGGUCCUUGGUGUCAAUGGCGUCUUACUCAACAGUACACAAGUGUACCCAGCACCUCGCGGAAAGGGAAGAUACGAGCUAGCCACAGGAGACUCGAUCGUCAUCGCCAAACGACCGUUCCUGUUCGAGCUUCCUCAGAAGCCAACGCAGACUGCAGCUCCUAGCAUCUUCACCUCACCAGUCAAAGGCAGUGCACAAUCUGCGGUGCCCCAGACUCCUGCCACGACAAUCAACAGACGGGUCAGGAUGAGUCUCGUCAACGCAGCUCAAAUAGAUACACCUUCCAAGCCCUCUGCAGCAAGGCAGCUUGCUUCACUAUCCAAGACGAACAACGCAGAGCGAGAAGCUCGCCGAGCGAACGGUCUGCAGCGCUUCAUCCAGUCAGCUGGUGUCAGUCCUUCAAAAGCCAACAAGUCGGGUCGACAAAGUCUCUCUUUAUCCACAUCGACAAGCAACAUCUUUGCCACUCCAGUCAAGAGCCGCAGCACAACAGUGGAGCCAAAGACUGCACCACCGAAUCAGGUCAGUUUCAGCUUGCGCUCCAGCGGAUACUCUGGCAGGAUGAGCCCGGUUAAGCAGAUGAGGAUGAUGCCUCCUCUCGACACGAUGAAUGAGGAGCAGGAUGGAAGCUUCUGUAGCGAGGACGAGCAACUGCAGGAGCAACAAGAGGUGCAAGAGGAGGCUGAGGACCAAGAGGAGUCGGCUGAGGACAUUGUCAUCGUCGAAGAGAUCGAGCAGGAGCAGGCUCAACCAGCAGCUCCCAUGGAAGAGGCUGAGGAGGUGGCUCCUGUAACCUACGACAACGCAAGUAAAGAUAGAGAGAACCUCGAGAACAUUUUUUCGACUCAAAGCAGCAGCUCUACCCCAGCAGGCUCACCAAGCAAGAGCGUUAGUCCAAAGCGAGCAAAGCGUCGCAGCAGCUUCUUCGGUCGUUCUGGUCCUUUCGCUGGCAUGAGUCUCGGAUUCUACGCUGAAGAGCGCUCCGAGCCUGCUCCUGUGGAACCAGAACAACAACCACCACAGCCUGAAUUGCCCGCGGAGGAGUUCUCUGACGCCUCCGGCGCUGAGCCCACCCCAAUGGAAGACGAGCAACCCCUCUUGUCACCCAUCACUCACCGCGUCUCUUCAAGGCCGAUGAAGCUCGGUAUCAGCAAGACCCCUUCCCCGGUCAAGAAGCAGCACUUCAUCGGUCUCACUCCUCUUCCUCGUCGACCUCGUCUCUCGCUCGCAACCAAGCGUAACGUCUCGCUUCGAACCAAGACGCUUCUUCGCUCGAGUGAAGCUUAUGCCGAUCGACUGUUCCUCCCUCCUCCUCCACCCACACCUUCCAGCCCAGAAUCCGGCGGACUGUCAAAGAGUGUGUCGAUGCCUUCCAAUCUGUCUGCUAUGACGCCUCCGCCUGCUUUCGACACCUCUUCCUGUUCCGCUGUGGAGGAUGUCCAGGAGCUGCAACAAAGCGAGGAAGUCUGCAAAGAAGUCUGCGAAGAAGUCCGCGAAGAAGACGACUUCGAGUCGCGCCUCGACCCAGCGCUAAGCGAAGAAGCACAACCACAAGCAUGGAAAGGCGACUCAGAUGACGAAGACGAAGUCGACCAGAGCUUGUCUUGUCUCUCUCCCUCCCCUCAGAAGACUGCACCAUCGUACCUCUUCAGCCCCGUCAAGACCUCAUCUCUGCCACACUUUGCGACACCUCAGCCGAUGUCCAAGUCACACGCGCGCCGCAUCUCUAUGCCUCCCAUCGGUGUUGCUGAUGCAAAGCCAUCCAACCGCUCAGCUUUGGUUCGACUGCAAAUCAGCGGUUCAGGUGAGCGCAUCGUUCACGAGAACCCCCGCAAGCCAGAAGCGCCACAGGUGGAACAAGCCUCGCCAUCGAAGGCACGCAAAGUUGCCCGGGUCUCUGAGGUUGGCCUUCCAGCAACUGAACUAUCUAUGGGCUUCGACGUCCUUCAGGGCGCGUCAGCUGAGCAAGAGCCAGAGGAGAUCGCCGAAGCACUCAACGACCUCUUCAACGCCGAAGAGGAAGAGCUUACUGACGUCGAAGAAGAGCCAGAGAAACAAGAGGAGAUUGUUCAGAUCAACUCCAGUCCCGCCCGCCGCUCGGCCCCGCAGAUGCCACCGCAAACACCAGCAGCACUCAACUCUAUCCGUCACAUGUUCUCUGCUGCUGCUAACACUGCCCCCGCCACACCUGACAUGAAUGGUCUCGCUACCAUGCUGCAGACUAGUCCGGAGAAGACAGCACAGUACGGAACACUGGGUGACAGGAUGCGUGCUAACCCAGAGAUCAGUCAAUUGCUGAGCCCUGCUAACGCCUCGCGCCGAAAGGAGGCCGAGGUAGAAGCUAGUCCGAUCAGGGGUAGGAGGGGAGUUCGAAGCAGCGAGGUUGCUGAAAUGCCUGUUGCGCUGCCGGCUACGCCAAAGGCGAGUGUUGCAAGAGAAGCCUCGUCGCUGCCAUCGCCAUUUGUCCAGGCAGAACGGGAGCCAGAGCCAGCUUUCGAGGCUGAGCUUUACGUUACCAUGUUCGAUGCAGCCGAGAUGGACGCUCAGAACGAGGCCAUUAUACAGGCAUUCGCUGAAGCAGAGGAGCAGCAGGGAAGUGAGCAGGGAGGAGUUCUUGAGCAGGAAGCUGACCUCGAGCCAGAAGCUGGCUUUGAGCAAAAGGCCGAACCAGAGCCGAUCUACCAGCCGGACCCUGAUGAGGAGCUCGUUCAAGAUGCUCCGCUCGAGGAGGUCGCAACAGAAGAGCCUGUCGCACUGUCAGACAGCGCCGAGCAGGCACACGUCGAGGAAGAACAAGUUGUCGAACCUGUCCACGAGGCUGCCAUCGUCAAGGAGUCUGUCAUAGAGGAGCCCAUCAUUGUAAAGCCGGUAGCUGCGGAGCCUUCCCUUGUGAAGCCCCGAGCAGCUUCCGAAUCUCCAACCAAGCGUACCGCCGCUCGUUCAGAUUCUCCUACCAAGCGCAAUACUCGAUCCUCCCCUGUCAAGCGUGCUUCUGCCGCUGAGCCUAACGGGGUUUUUGAAGAGGAAUCCUCGGCACCAGUCGUCGAAGAAGUACCCGUCGAGUCCUCGUCCCCAACCAAGCCGACACGUCGCACAGGAGGCCGCAAAGCCAAGCUUGCAGCAACAGAAGCCAUUUCAGCAGGCUUCACAGUCGAAGUCCCUCCACCUACCUCCUCACCGCAAAAACCAGCUGGUCGAACCAAGGCAGCUGCUGCCUCAAAGAAGGCCGAAGCUCAGGCUGCCGAACCCGAGCACGAUGAAAGAGAAGUGGCGGAAGAAGAAGCGCCACCAAAGGUACGCUCUACUCGAACUCGAACAACCCGCCCUGCUGCAGCUCCAGCUAAAGCUGUUAGAAGCACGAGAAAUAGGGGCGCCAAGGAUGCACAGCCGUCUUCUAGUGCUGGAUUUGGUGAUGAUGAGGCAAGUGAGGCUGAGGAGGAGGCGAAGGGUAAGAAGAUCGUGAAGGCGAGAACUGCAGCUGCUCCGAAGAGCAAGUCGACAAGGAGUACGCGGGCUGCAGCUGCGGUGGAGGACAGCGACUCGGACCUAGCUGAAGUCAAGGAGCAAGAAGAGGCACCCAAACCCAAAACCCGCGCCACACGAGCGAAGGCUGCUCCAGCAACCACUAGCAGGAGUAAAGCUAGAAAAGCUGAUGCAGAAGAGGCUGCAACAUCUUCUUCGGCUACCACCACACGCUCGGGCCGUACGACUCGACGCACCGCUGCCGCCAAGUAA